AAAUAACAAAGUGAGAGCUAAUGGUAGGUGGCAUUGGUUAGAAAAUGAGUCUGUAAGGAAAGGCAAAGAAACAAGAACAACCAAACAUUUCCUAACUUGGAUUCCCGUUUUCCCCAAAUCUUAAUUACUGCAAUGCCAAUGCGUUAGCAAAGUUUCAAUCUUUGCCAAAAGGGAUCAUGGGGAGGGACCCAUCUUCUGCCACCGUCGAGGUGCAGGUUCAUCCGCGCCGCGACACCAUCGCCGGUUGUGGGCGGAGGCUCUCUCCUUCACCGCCGAGCCCCCCCGCCGUGCGCGAUCGUGACUUCAGCCUCUUCAAGCGCUGGUUCCCAUGGCUGGUCCCCACCUUCGUGGUGGCCAACAUCGUCGUCUUCAUCGUCACGAUGUAUAUAAACGAUUGUCCUAAGCAUUCCUUUUACGGUUCCUGCGUUGCCUCUUUUCUCGGAAGAUUCUCAUUUCAACCUCUUAAAGAGAACCCUCUCUUUGGUCCUUCUUCCUCCACAUUAGAGAAGAUGGGUGCUCUUGAAGUGGGUAAAGUGAUUCAUAGACACCAGGUUUGGCGCCUUUUCUCUUGUAUAUGGUUGCACGGUGGGGUUGUUCAUCUGCUUGCCAACAUGUUGAGUCUUGUUUUCAUUGGAAUUCGCCUAGAGCAAGAAUUUGGAUUUGUUCGAAUUGGAUUUCUGUAUGUGAUAUCCGGUUUUGGAGGCAGUUUGCUGUCUGCUCUAUUCAUACAAGAGGGAAUCUCGGUUGGUGCUUCUGGUGCAUUAUUUGGCUUACUGGGAGGCAUGUUAUCGGAGCUCUUGAUAAAUUGGACAAUAUAUGCCAAUAAGUUUGCAGCGUUACUGACUCUUAUAGUCAUCGUUGUAAUCAAUUUAGCUGUUGGAAUUCUUCCACAUGUGGACAAUUUUGCUCAUAUUGGAGGAUUUGUCUCUGGCUUUCUUCUUGGGUUUAUCUUUCUGAUUCGCCCCCAGUUCAAAUGGGUUAGUAGUAGACACAGGAAUUCUCACUCUGUAGCUGCUGCACCUUCGGUGAAAUAUAAGCACAAACCUUAUCAGUAUGCACUGUGGGUCAUAUCCUUCAUACUACUGAUUGCCGGGUUGGUUACUGGGCUGGUUUUGCUUCUUCGAAGUGCUAACUUGAAUGAUCGUUGCUCAUGGUGCCAUUACUUAAGUUGUAUCCCUACCUCAAAAUGGAGCUGCAAAUCACAACAACUUUAUUGUGAGUCAACCCAAAUUGGAAACCAACUCAACAUAACAUGCCUGAGCAAUGGGAGAAGUGACAUGUUUCCUCUUUCAAAUACUAGCACUUCGGAGGCUCAACAACAGCUAUGCUCUCGACUUUGCAGUUGAUAGAUAUACAUGCAACAUUUCUUAAUGCAAAUACCAUUCAACUACCUGUGUAUAUGAUCAUACUUGAUACUACAGAGAAAUUAUUUCUUUUGGAUAGGCAAUAAUGGUUGUUAUGACUGCCAUUAAGAGUAUAUUGUUGUCACUGCUUUUCCUUCUUAGUCGUGAAUUACAAUGUGCAAUUAUUCUUUUGUUACUGGAGCAGAGAGCAGAGAGGAAGUUGUAAUUGAUUAAAGAAGCAAAAUACUUCUCAAAUAUAGUAAAUGUUGUCAAAUGGAUUGAUUGUAGGAAAAAAAUCACGCUUUAGAUUUUUUA
Molecule: messenger RNA, 1658 nt
Organism: Glycine soja
Lineage: Eukaryota; Viridiplantae; Streptophyta; Magnoliopsida; Fabales; Fabaceae
Product: RHOMBOID-like protein 1
Exons: 6
Coding region: 177-1346 (389 amino acids)
Biological process (GO): proteolysis
Cellular component (GO): membrane
Molecular function (GO): serine-type endopeptidase activity
Source: RefSeq, a predicted model, not a curated record